CAAUAUAGCGACUGGGCCAGAUUUGCACUUCCAAAGGAAAUUUCAACAACGAUUUGCUCAGACUCUUUGAGAACAUACCGUCUCGCAACCACUGUCAGGAGUAUAUAGCAAUGAGCCAUGUUGCUGAUCCUCCUGGCUUCUGCUGCCUGUUUCCAUGGCGUCAGUGCUGGCUAUGGUCAGAGGUCCACAUUGGCCAGGCAACAGUUUACCAAGCCUCUCCAGGAGCACUGCAAAGACUAUGAAACCCAGUUUGAGAUAGUCUUCACCGUUCCAGGGGAUGCUGCAGUGCUCAACUGCACACUGGCCAGUCCUGAUGUUUUUGACCUCCACAGCACCCCGUACAAUAUCUCCUGGUAUGACUGUAAAGCUGGGAGAGAGCUCUCUGAAGACCUGGGGCAGUUCCGGGUCAGGGGGACCAUGCUGUGGUUUCUGAACAGUACACUGGAGGAUGCAGGCCAUUAUCAGUGCAUUCUGAGAACCCCUAAUGGCUGCUUUAAACAGAAGUCAGUUCUGAGGGUGGAUACAGUCAAAGCUGGGAGCUGUGGUCGACCAGAUACAUCCCAGCAGAUGCUGACCACACAGACAAACAGUUUCCUUGUUUGCCCAUUACUUGAGUACAUAAGCCAAGCGGACAGUUACUCUAUUCAGUGGUACAAGGAUUGUGAACGUAUUCUGGAAGGAGACAAGUUCUCCCAUGUGGGAGGACACAGACUUCUCAUCCGGCACGCUGUUGUCAGUGAUUCAGGACUCUACACUUGCAGAGUGACGUUCAAUCUGACUGGGACAAUAGGGUAUGCUGCUGAGACCAUCAAGUGCAGCAUUAAGGAACAAUGGAGCCUGCGACCCAUUGUCUAUCAGCCAGUAAAUGAAAUGGUCAAAGCAGAGUACGGAGGAAAUUUCAAUAAAACCUGUCAGGUAUUUGUGCCAAGCAAGGGAAAUCUAUCUGUGGAUAUCUACUGGGCGUCUGAGUCCGAAUUCAUUUCCACAAACCUUUCAGACCGGGUUCACCAGCUUCAUUUAAGGAAACAAAAAGUGGAUGAUGGGGUGUUGCUGGAAGUGCUGCUUAAUUUCACAAAAGUAAAGGAAGAGGAUUUUAACCAGAAUUACACGUGUAUGGUCUUCAGCGAAAAAGGCGUUGUCACCAGUGACUUCAUUUUGGAGCCAUCCGAUACAGUAGAUGCAAUUAGAUCCCACUCCGGAAGGACUCCGACACAGUCUGGCCAUUUAUCAACCAUGUGACCUCUGUGGAGUCUGCUGAUUGGUUCCCAGAUGAGAUUAUGUACAGCACUAUUUACAGCAAGAUGAUGAAAUAUUUCUGUAAUAAUUUUGUCACUUUGUCAUCUGACCACUAUAUAUUGUUCAAUUAUCAGUAUCAAUUAUCAAUAUUAGUCUCCACCAUUAAAGGAGUGAAAUAUUAAAAAGAAUAACAGUAGAAUGCUUGCUUCUAUAAUGGUUAACUUACCAAAUGCAGUUUGGAAGAAGGUGCCAUUUACUGGAUCAAUAAUUUUAGGCCGAAGUCUCUCCACUGACAAAAUAAAUACACAGAACAGAUAAUAAAAAAAUACAUUAAUGACA
Messenger RNA from Conger conger (European conger), 1575 nucleotides. Its product is annotated as interleukin-1 receptor type 2-like. Gene Ontology annotation, molecular function: interleukin-1 receptor activity. The transcript has 9 exons. The record is from RefSeq and is a predicted model, not a curated record. Bases 118 to 1239 code for a protein of 373 amino acids. NCBI's taxonomy places the organism in Eukaryota, Metazoa, Chordata, Actinopteri, Anguilliformes, Congridae.